AUGCCGCCGUCCCCCAGUCGCAGCGGGAAGCAGCCCAUCCCGGCUCCGAAGCUUCCUCAAAAGAAGACUAUCGCGUAAGGCGAUUUUAAUAUGUGCAUAAAAUCAUUGGAUGAGGAGCUGACUUAUUUAGUUGUCGACCAUGCCACGCACGCAAGAUUCGGUGUUCUGGCAACAAGCCGUGCAACAACUGCGCUCGUGUAUCUGACUGCAUCUACCCAACGCGAGACCGCCAAGUCCGAGUACACCAGAGGUACGUAAACAAGUGCCCAUCAGUCUCUGCCACUCGAUGUUGAUGAAGGCUAGCUUCCUUGACCGUCUCCUGCAGGAGAAUGCCGACUUGCGCGCCCUUCAGCGUCAGCCCGAGCAAUCCCAAAGGAAAACCGAACAAGACACCUGGAAUAUUCCCGCAAUAUCGCAAGGUGACCAAGAAUCUGCCGAGAACCAGUCUAUACAGGGAAGCGACUGGUUCACCCACAUCAGGACAUCCGAUACCCCCAUCUGGAUAGGUGAGAUAUCGGACAGUGCCUUUGCAACUCGCUUCCGCCAGUUUGCUUCUUUCUCUCAAACACCAUGUCAUAUUCCUCGUACUCAGUUCGUUUCCGACGAGGCUUUGCACAGUCUCGCAACGACGUUUCCCCCCCCUACCUGGCCAUCGCUGUCGCGUGCUAGACUUCUAGUCGAAACAGCGCUCCGGUUUUUGCGACACAGCUAUCACAUAGUCCGGCGCAGUGAAGUCUUCUCAACUUUGCGAGCAGCUGAUUUCAAUCAAAUCAGUUUACAUUCCAAGGCCAAGUUGUGGGCAUUGUUUGCUAUCGGUGAACUACGCUCGAGUAAAUGCCUUACAGCGACCGGUCAUCUCCCUGGAUUAGCCUACUUCGCAAUGGCUGGUGAUGCUAUCCGCAUGAUCAACGAGAGGCCCCAGAUUGACGUGAUCGAGACAGUUCUUCUUCUAGUAAGUUACGUAUCCCUCAGACUUGGUCGUUUUGUGCUUUUACUAAGAGCGCGUUGGCUUUGUACUCUCUUGAGACGAACCGCCGGCAUUCUGCAUGCACUUUUGUAGGCACUGCUUUGCGCCUCGCCACUAUUAUGGGAUUACAUAUCAAAAUAGGGUCUGCUUUCAUUCCAGAACCUGAAAUAAGAGAGCAUCGAAUUCGCCUUUGGUGGUCGGUCUAUAUUAUCGAUAGAUUUCUAUCGUCAAAAAUUGGUCUUCCACUCUUAAUAUCAGACGCUGAUAUUUCUAUUGAUCUGCCAUCAAAUAAUUCGACUCUUAACGUGGAGGAUUUUGGCGAUAAUCUUGAAUUUGUAGCCACUCUUCGCCUAGCUAAGAUCGCAGGACACAUUUCUAGGUCUCUGUAUGUGCGGACGCCCCAGCAGCGUGGUACAUUUCUUCAGCAAGUAGCACAGAUAAGAGAGGAGUUGGAUCAGUGGAAAGAGCUACUACCGAGCCAGUUGAAGUCUCACUCGAGUGACAGUGGGAGACAACUACAAUCUACCACUCUGCUACAUCUUGCCUUCAAUCAGGUAAUCAUCCUUCCUGUCUUUCCCCGCCGGUCAUAUCUACGGGUAUAUCCCGAUGGGCAUUCAACUGUAUUGCUUAUAGCCUUACUUGCAUGCUAAUUCGCAACAGCUCUUGAUCGUAGCAACGCGGCCAGUUCUCCUAUUUGUUUUUCGACAUCACAUAGAUGAAAGAUCUUCAACGGGAACAGAGCUUCCUAUCCCAGACCAGACCCAAUCCAUUGUUGAGGCUUGCAUUGGCGCAGCCAGGCAAUCCUGCGAUCUGCUGUCACAGUGCUGGGUAAAUGGAGAGUUCCACAUCUUUGAUUACUUUCAUGUUCAGCAUCUUUUUUCGGCCGCCGUCAUUCUCGCUAUAGCAGGAGCAUUAGGCCGAGAAACUUCUCAGGAGGAGAUCGACGAGUUCAAUCUGGCUGCCGGGUUUCUUCAACAGCUUGAGCAGAACGGGAACUAUGCUGCGAUGGAGUUCUAUGCUCAUGUUCAGGAGAUUCAGUCUACUCUAAGAAUGCUGCGAUCAGCCGGUUCGCUACCCACCGGCCCAGAGAGUGUGAUACUACAACACCCAAUAAGUUCUGCACAAUCCGUUCUGA
Molecule: messenger RNA, 2102 nt
Organism: Clonostachys solani
Lineage: Eukaryota; Fungi; Ascomycota; Sordariomycetes; Hypocreales; Bionectriaceae
Source: the annotation of a GenBank genome assembly